AUGUUCUCCUCGUCGCCGCCCCUGACGGCAUUGCCGCUCAAGUUGCGGAGGAAGAGCUUGUCGGCGUCGGACACUAACGAAUCGCCGUCCACCGCGUCCACCUAUCUGUACGACUUCUCUCCAUCAUCCUCACCUAUUGCGCCGUCUGUGGACUUUGAGAACAGCCCCUAUGCCUACGCCGACUAUGCACAGAUUCGCGACCAGUCCAGCCCACUGCACGGAUUCGAGAUUACUUCGCGUGUAUUACUCGACGACGCGCAUGAACUGGACAGUUACUGGCCCUCACAUACGAAAUUCUCGACCCGCGGAUACUACUAUGCAGGCAACUCUCAGACCGCUUCACCAUCGUUACCCCCGCGUACUCCCUUUGGUUAUUCGUCCCUAAGCGAUGAUUCCGAGGAACCCCCAUACACAUCGCACCUCAACGUGGAUGCGUCUGAAUACUCGGAUGACGCUGGUAUGGACAAAGAUGACGAAAAUAUGAAUCUCGAUUACCCUCAUGGACGGCGCAUAUCCUUUUCUACAUCUGCCGAGCGCGACGAGCCGUUUACGCGUCCAACAUCGUCUCGCCCACUUUCUCCUGAUUUCUUUGUAUCAGAACGCCUCGUUGACUCAGGCGCCUGCCUUGGCGCUCCGAAAUCACACUCCGGGAGCCUCGGCCACGCGAGCGCAGGAGAGCUUCCUGAACCACAAGGCGAGGAGAUGAAAGGUCAGGAGACUGAUGCCCUCGCGUCUACGCUUCUUGACCUCCACGAGCACCCUCGCCUCUCAACAUCGCCCGUCGCAUCUCUCCAGCCUCUUCCCCUCUCAUCACCGGCUGCGUCAAUUUCGUGUUUACCGCCCCCUGAUCCGUCUAGCACAACGUCAAUGCUUAUCAACAUCUCGCCACCAUAUCUUCAAUCUGAGCCAGAUCUGGAAACUGCCGUGGUUGAGACUACUCCACUUAUUGUCCAGUCUUUAUCGAUUUCUCCUUCGUCUUCAUCCUGUCGGCCGACUGCUGCUCGCCCCUCACUGUUCAAUCUGCUGAACCCUCUACCUUCGCCUCCAUUGAACCAUAUCACCCUCCCUGCACCUGUCGAAGUGCUGAACGUCGAUGUUAUUACACCUUCCGCGACUGUGGAGGAUACCACCACUCCGUCGCCAGCUCUCAUCGGCUGCAUAUCCAUGCCUGUCGGUGCUCCUACGGUGAAGCAGGUUCAUCACGUCCCUGAGUCAGACCCACUCAGUGACACUCACCUUUCGGACCUACCUGUCAUGAAUAUCCAUUCGAAGUCGUCUCCGUAUGACGUCACCUCACCUUCGCCGUUAUCGCCCUCGCUGUCGCUGCUACCCUUGACGCCGCUUCUACGCUCGCCGUCCCUAGCACCCGACAUCCAGACAUCAUCCCCACUCUCGUCACCUCCGUCGUCGCCGCGCCAUCUAGACGAUAGUGCCGACAUCGCUCUGUUCAACAAGCUCGAAGCAAGCGAUCCAGAAGAUCAUGACGUCGCGCAGGUCAAAGGGUCGCAGACGGCGCCUGGACGGGCUUGUCCACUCUUGCGCCCAGGUACCAAGCCAGUGCUGGAGCUCGAUACGUCGGAUUCACCCUUAUUUUCGGAUAUGACACACCGAUUAUCGCGACAGUUAUCCCCAAUGAAGUCACGGGUGAAAUCCAGAGUGAUCAAAGAGAAGACAAGCGGCAACGAGACGGUUGAAGAUGCAUGCCAGAACGGCCGUCGAGAGUCAUCGAUGUGCUCACGCAGGGUGUCAUCUGUUCCUAAGGACACGAGAUGGAAGAAGGCCCGACGAACGGAGGACUCCAUGGAUGUAGACUGUCAUGCUGGGCCGUCGAAAGGACGCGAGGAACGGAGCGAGGUAAACAAGCUCAGGAGAGUGAGCGAGGGGGAGGAGCGUAUACGGAAGAGGCGGAAGGAAAGUUUAGGCGGGCCUGCGAAGAAGAAGGCCCGGGUGGUCCCUUUGGAAUCCGGGGCCAAGGCCGAUGUGGUACCCGUGUACGGCAACGACAACGGCAAGGUGCGCGAGACCAGCGAGAAGUCUGUCGAGCGUAAGGUGGUUGCGCGAGCUGAUCGCGAUCAGCAUACGAAAGCCAGGAACAAGAGAGCGAAGGAGGGGGAACAGAGUAUGAGGGUGGAUGUGGAUGUGCGCUCCAUGUCGAAGAAGGUAUCGUCGACGAAGGAUGAACAGACUGAACACGAGCCUCGAGAUCAUCCGUCAUCCACGAGUACGAAUGGCUCCCCGCUUCCGCAUGCUGAAAUGCAGGGGUUGCUCAUCGAGACCCUUGCCACCUCUCGUGCCUCAUCCUUGCCCGCAUCGUCGCUGUACAGCGCCAUCAUGGCGAGCCGUCCGACCUUGAAGGACUCGUCAAGCCUGAAAGGCGAGGGUAAGAUGGGCAAGGGCGAGUGGAUAUGCGUCAUCGAGGACGCUCUGGAGGAUGGACGCCAUUCGUACGGAGUGUUCGGGAAAGUCGAGAACAGCGUGAAGGACGCAACGGACCAUUUACUCGAGGCGCAGUGGUUCUACGUACCUGAAAAGGACCAGGACCAGGAGCGCGCCACGUUCAUCCGUAGCAUCAUGCCCCGUCCUGCGAAGCGUAGCGAGACGAAGAAAUCCAAACAGUACUAUUGGCGCCCUCUGGGCAAAAUAUCGCGGUGGGAUCCGGAGGAUGAGAUUUAA
Messenger RNA from Sparassis crispa, 2673 nucleotides. RefSeq lists its product as hypothetical. The record is from RefSeq and is a predicted model, not a curated record. The transcript has 4 exons. Lineage: Eukaryota; Fungi; Basidiomycota; Agaricomycetes; Polyporales; Sparassidaceae. Bases 1 to 2673 code for a protein of 890 amino acids.